AUGAACAAUAAGAACCAAAAUCCUACUAACUUUGAUAAAUAUCAUGAACCAGAUAUUUCUAAUGUUCUUCAAAAUUCGCUCGUUUCCCGUGUUUCUGAUGAAAAUGACGAAAAUCAAGAUCUUGUGACUACUUUUAAUGGUUUGACGGAAAAUAAUAUAGGGAAAAAAGUCUCGAUACGUGGUUUAGUAACUCAUGCUUCUGGUAUAAAACUGUUCACGCUUAAAGUUAGCUUCAGAUGUAUCGAAUGCCAAGAAAUUCAAACACUUGAAUACAAUAAUGGGGGAAGAUAUUAUUAUCUUCCAUUAAGAUGUAAAUCCGGAUGUAAAAGUAAACAGUUUACUCCUAUAAUACCUACGAUGGAAUUCGACGAAAAAGAAGAAAAUACUACUUUUUCUUAUUUGAAUAAAUUUAGAAUGCAAGAAGUUUGGAAUGAAAGUGAAAAUGAAUAUAAUGAAGAUAAUUUCCCCAAGAUUAUUGACUGCGAAGUACGUAAUGACUUGGUGGAUAAAGUUAAAGCAGGCGACUUUGUAGUUGUUAAAGGAAAACUUCAAGUUCAUGAAAUUUCUGAAACUAAUAAUAAGAAUAAUAAAGACAAUUCAAUGAUGCAUCAUCUUUACAUAGACAUUAUGGAGAUAAAAAAAGUAUCAAUAUCUAAUAUCUAUGCUGAAAGUGACAAAACGGAAGAAACUAUCUUUUCGUUAAGAGAUUUAUAUAACAUUAAACAAGCCACAAUUACAACUCAUGACCUUUUCAAACGCAUUGUAAAUUCGUUUUGUCCUUCAGUUUAUGGACACGAAAUCGUUAAAGCUGGAAUAUUACUUUCAAUAUUUGGGAAAGAUGAUAAUGGUGCAAUCCAUAUUCUUAUAGUCGGUGAUCCUGGGACAGAUAAAAUAAAUUUGCUUUUAGCAGCUAAUUCCAUAUCGCCAAACACGGUAUUUACGCCAAUCAAUCAAGGCGAUAAUCCUUCAAUUUUACCUACUUUGAAAUAUGAUAGAUAUUUUAACGAAUGGAUCCUCGAAGCUGGUUCAUUGGCAUUGAGCAAUAAAGGAAUCUGUCGAAUUGACGACUUUGAAAAAAUUGGCAAAUUCGAUGCUUUAGCUGAAGCUAUAACUAGGAAAUCAUAUCCCAAAAGCAAAACACUGUCAGAGAAUUUGAAUGUGAAUAAUGCUCUGUUAUCAAAUUUUGAUCUCGUUUUCUUAUUGCUGGAUAUUCCGGAUGAAGAGAUGGAUAGUUAUCUUUCAGAACGCGUUAUGACAGUACAUUCUGGAUUGUGUCCCGAAGACGGAUCACAAAGAUAUGUACCUGCAAUAAAUAGAAACCAUACGACAGAUGUUCCAUUAUCUGAACGUUUAAGGCGCGAUUUAGAUGACGAAAAUAUGGAAAAUCUUCCUAAAGAAUUUAUUCAAAAAUAUAUUGCUUAUGCACACAAAUAUGUUCAUCCACGGUUAUCAGAGGAGGCUCGCAGGAUGAUAAAACUUUUUUACGUUAAUAUGGGUCGUAAAUAUCUUUCUAUGGAUGAAACAAAUAUUACGAUUCGUCAACUAGAAACGAUGAUUAAAUUGGCGCAAGCUCGAGCAAGAAUGGAAUUGCGGGAUAUAGUAACGUGUUCUGAUGUUGAAGAAGUUGCCGAAAUUAUUGAAUUCUGUUUAUUCAGAAUUCAAAGAGAUGAACUUGGAAAUUCUCGUUCUCAGUCGAGAAAAGGUGGGAGAUCAGGAAAGCAGAUUGAAGCAAGGAGAUUCUUAGGAGAAUUACAAAAACGUGGAAAUGCUAAAGAAAGCGAUAUAUUUACUAUGCAGGAAAUGCAACAAAUCGCGACAGAUUAUAAAAUUCAAUUUGAUAAUUUUCAAGGCUUUAUCGAUUUUCUUAAUGAGCAGAGCUUGUUGCUUAAAAAGGGACCGGGAACAUUUCAAUUAAGGUCAUAA
Rhizophagus irregularis DAOM 181602=DAOM 197198 is the source of this 1923-nucleotide messenger RNA. The record is from RefSeq and is a predicted model, not a curated record. NCBI's taxonomy places the organism in Eukaryota, Fungi, Glomeromycota, Glomeromycetes, Glomerales, Glomeraceae.